Messenger RNA from Mytilus californianus (California mussel), 3638 nucleotides. RefSeq names its product TWiK family of potassium channels protein 7-like. The coding region runs from base 257 to 1516 and encodes 419 amino acids. Gene Ontology annotation, biological process: stabilization of membrane potential; potassium ion transmembrane transport. Gene Ontology annotation, cellular component: membrane. Gene Ontology annotation, molecular function: potassium ion leak channel activity. The transcript is spliced from 3 exons. The record is from RefSeq and is a predicted model, not a curated record. Lineage: Eukaryota; Metazoa; Mollusca; Bivalvia; Mytilida; Mytilidae.
UUUAAAUGUAAAUCAAUAAAGCUGCUGCAGCAUAAUUCUAAAACCAGGACAACUCACUUUCACCGUGUCAUAAAAUAAAGAAGAAAAUUUGAUUAAAGGAACUAUCACAAGGUCGCACAGUCGGACAUAUUCCAACUUUUAAAAAAAAAUAAUUAAACACUAUGUAAGCCUUAACGGAAAGUUGUAUUUGGUAUCAAACAAAGUGUUAAAUAGCUAAAAGAUAGAGUGAAUAGUUAAACAAUUCAAGUUGAUCAAAAUGGGAUUGAAACAAAAAGAUGGCUGCUGUCGAAAAUUUAUGAAAUUUUUAUUCUCCCAUGUAGGACUCUGUUUUAUGGUAGUUUUAUAUUGUGUUGCCGGUGGCUUUAUCUUUGAACAUUUAGAGAAAAACAACGAAGAACAAAUUUGCUAUGACUCACGUGAUGAAUACCUGGACAUGGAGGAGAGGACAUUAAAUAAUACAAUUAAAGUAAUUAAAGAACAAGAAGGUAGCGGUCAGACAGACGUGUUGGUAAUACAGCUUCAGAGCAUACUGGCCACAUUCCGUGACAACAGCAUCGCUAUUGGGUAUGACGGAACCAAUUGUACUGCUUACGGCGAAGAAGAUGGUCCUAAAUAUAAGUGGAGCUGGUCUGGUGCCUUAUUCUUCUCAGUUACUGUGAUAUCAACAAUCGGAUAUGGUCAUAUAGCACCUAAAACAUUCUGGGGACGAUUGGUAUGUAUUGCUUAUGCUGUUUUGGGGAUUCCUCUGAUGUUGCUCUGCCUGGCAAACAUUGGCGAUGUUCUAGCUGACAUAUUCCGAUUUAUUUACGCAAAGAUCUGUUGUUGUGGCUGGUGCAGACAGAAGGAAACAACAAAGGUAGUUACAAUCAAACCUGUUGCAAAGGAACCAGAAGGAGCGUGGAACAGCGAUAAAUCUAAGAUAAUAACAGCCUCAGCUCCAAUGCAGACUGACUAUAAUAAAACAGAGUUUUCGCGCCUUCCCUCAAAAACCCCAGAAGGCGUAAAAACUGGAGGAAUCGGUGGUGGAACGGAGCAACCUAAACCAGUGAAGAUUGUCCCAUUGGAUAUAAAAUCAUUCAAGACACAACAAGAGCUUGCGAAUAGGUCUCAACAAGUAAGAAGCGAACCAAUAGUAUGUGAUGAUGAUAGCGAUGAUGAUGACGACGACGACGAGUUUGAUGACAAGAAGAUAACAGUACCGUUGACCGUCACAAUGAUUGUCAUUGCAGGAUACAUUUUUGGAGGAGCACUGCUGUUUGGAUUAUGGGAGAACUGGGAUAAUCUACAAUCGGCAUAUUUCUGUUUCAUUACUCUCAGUACCAUUGGGUUUGGAGACGUAGUCCCUGGAACGGAUUUCGAUAACCCAACAGCAACGGCGCAAAUGAUUCUUGGUGCAAUUUAUGUCUUAUUUGGAAUGGCUAUUUUGUCUAUGUGUUUCUCACUAAUGCAAGACGAAAUUAUAGCCAAAUGCAAGUGGGUUGGACAAAAACUUGGUAUACUCGACAAAGAUGACUGAUAGCUCACUCAUUUAUAUGAGCAACACAGUUUUCGCUCAUAGAGUAUAUGAUUUGAACGUAGGGAAAAAUCACACGAUGACAUGUCUGAGAGUAGAAUAUAUUUUAACAGAAUAGCAUAUCCGUCUUUAUACAAACAAAGAUUUAUAGUUAAAUUUUAUUGAACAGAAACAUUUGUGCGAAACGAAUCUGAAACUUUCAUUUGUAGAUGUGAAAAAAAUGAUUUUGAAAAUUGCAAUACUGACAAAAUUACUGCAUCGAGCUAUAUUUGUAAAUGAAUUAUUUUGUAGCAAGGUUUGUAAAAGACUGUUAUCAUAUUUUACAUCCUAUAUGAGAUGUCAUAUACUUAUAAAAGUAUGUACUGUGUUCGACGAGAACGAAAUCUGUUUAAUACCAUGCUUUAUUUCAUUAUGUACAAAUCAUAGAUUUACAUUUUUCAUUUAAUUUAUCAGGAUUUAAAUUGAUGUGAUUCAAUUGAUCUUUUAUUUGUUAGUGUCACUUUUUGUGUGUGUGUACCUGUCAUGCAUUUGUAUACACAGUGUAUAUUUCAUAUUUCUUAAUUAAACAACUCCGUCCCAUUUAUUAGAUUAAUACUUACGUAUUUCUAACAUGUUAACAUUAAGCAACUGAGAUGAUUCUCGUGUAAUACGUGAACCAUUUUUAAAUUGAAGCAGAAAUUGUUGACCUACUUUUUUUCCAUAAAGAUACAUAUAUAUAUCUUACAUUUUCAUUAUCCUUGUUGUGUUUAAUAACUAAUACUCAUGUUUCUAUAAUAGGAUAUUCCAUAUAAAUGUAUUCAGUAAAUUUAAAAAAUGAGUAGUAUACAUGUAUGUUCCGAAUUGAAGGUAUUCAUGCUAGUAAUAGUGGACAGGAUAUAUCGUAUGGCUAGUAAUGAGGGACAGGGGAUAUCAUAUAUCUAGUAAUAAGGGACAGGAAAUAUCCUAUGCCUAGUAAAGGGAACAGGAAUAUUCUACGGCUAGUAAUGAGGGACAGGAUAUGUCCUAUUCUGUUUUCAAUAUUUUUCAUAUUUCUUUUGAAUUCGCUAUUUUAGGUGCAUUCUUUUCAUCAAUUUAGUGAUUUUUUUGGACUCGUCUGAUUGUAUAAAGACAAUUGCUAACUAUUUAUUUAAACCUAUCCUAGCCCUCAGUUACCAUGUUGUGACUACCUGUAGAAGGACGAAAUUUUUUGUCAGUAUGAUGAACUAAUUUUAUUGAUGUACGUACCGCUUCAAGUCAUUUUAAGUAGUUGUUUUUCUUGUUUGAGCGAGACGUUGUGAACGUUCUGAAAUUUGUCUUCAUCGCUUUAAAAAGUACCUUAAUCGGGUAUAAAAAGUUUCAUCGUCUAAAUUUCCGGUGAAGAUAUAUUUCAAGACUAGGCAAAUAAAUAUUUAUAUAUAUAUUUUAUAAUAUUCUUGUUAAAUUGUAAUGUGUCUUUCGACGUUUUCUCGCUAAAGGUUUUUGAUUUAGUGAGAAUUAAGAUAUUUUAUUAUUUGUAGAAGCUGUCUCCGUCCGAUUAAUUUUGAAAUAUUUUUCCAUAUUUGAUAACAAUAAAUCUAAAACGUUUACUUAACUGUCAAUUUUUGUUGUUGUACAACUACUACUAGAGGGUGUCUAACGACCUUGACUACCCAGGAAGGUCUCGCACGCACUGUCGGUUGUUGUACAACUACUACUAGUGGAAGUUUAACGACCUUGACUACACAUGAAGGUCUCGCACGGUCGGUUGUUGUACAACUAAUGCUAAGGGGUGUAUAACGACAUUCACUACCCAUAAAGUAUUUAUACGUACAAAUAGUUCCGGUAAAAGUAUUCAAAAUUCAUACACCAUGGUCAUAAAGUCAUGUGGACCAGAUCGUCUGCUAAUUAAUUUGUGAUCGACAGGUUGGUGCGGUAACCUAGCUAUAUAGGGUUGACAAGGUUCAAAUAGUUGAAAGGGUCGACAGGGUUGAUAGGUUGGCAGGGUCAACAAGUUGACAAGUCGACAAGUUGACAAUGUUUACAGAGAUUAACAUUGUUUUACAAGGAUGCUGUCUCAAUGGCAUGCACUAUUUACAUGUAAGUGUAAAAUUAACAACUAGUUUAUUUUUAUAAUGACAGUAUGCAUAUUCAGUAUAUUUACAUCCAU